Molecule: messenger RNA, 231 nt
Organism: Protopolystoma xenopodis
Lineage: Eukaryota; Metazoa; Platyhelminthes; Monogenea; Polystomatidea; Polystomatidae
Source: the annotation of a GenBank genome assembly
UGGCCAAAGACCAAAUUGCUCUUCAAGCUGCGAAGGCAUCCAUCCAUUAUUCCUCCCCUCUCUCUUUCUCUCUCUCUCUCUCCCUUUCCAUCUGUUGGUUGUUUGUCGGCCAGUGAAGAUGUUGUGUCUCUCGACGCGACCACAUUUCUGCUCCGCCCCACCCAAGACCGAAAGAAGACGCGUGGACAUGAGGUCGACUCCAUUGGUAGGUCUCUACUUCGUCGAGGUUAG